Molecule: messenger RNA, 1170 nt
Organism: Closterium sp. Naga37s-1
Lineage: Eukaryota; Viridiplantae; Streptophyta; Zygnematophyceae; Desmidiales; Closteriaceae
Source: the annotation of a GenBank genome assembly
AUGGCUGGCCUUGGCGCCGGCGAUGACAGUGACGCCGAUCUAGACGACGCCGAUAGCGUAGCCAUCGAAGAAGCCCGCACGGGGCUGGAUCUUCUUCUUAGGUCGUUAGGCCGCCCCUUUCCACCUCCUGCGCCGACUGCACCAAGUCCCGUUCCCAUGGUGCCUGAGGAGCCAGACGUGCCUUCAAGCCCGGACUCUAUCAGGGCCGACCCUCCUGCGCCGCCUGGUGUUUCGGACACCGUACACAUCGGCACGUCCGCGUCGAAGUCGUCAGCGACGCGCACAAUGAAGCUCAAGCAGCAGAAGCUGAGCUUCUGGAAGGAGGCCCUCGCCGCUAAGGAUGCGGCAGAAGCUCUACCUGUUUUCAACAUGGUGGAUGAUCUCAUCCGCGUGGUCUCGGACCUGCUGGGGCGGUCCGGCCCGAAGCACCAGCGCUUCAUGGACCUACAGGAGCUUUUCACCGAGACCAGCUUGGAAGUCCAGGGCAUCCAUACAGUCCGGUGGCUCUCUCGGGGGGAUGCGUUGCUUCGCAUCCUGGCAGUGUGGCCAGCUGUCAUCGACUUCCUCAAGGAGUUCCAUUCCGCCAUGUUUUUGCUCGCCACAUCGUACCGGUUCCACUUCUUCAUGUAUUUUCUUGCUGAUGUGCUUGAGCAGUUGAACUUCUUGAACAAGACCUUUCAGCAGCGCCAGCUGGACCUGGUCUCUCUGCACGGCCAGAUCAAGCGCACCACGUCACAUAUCGAGAGCCGAUAUGUUGACUGCGGUGACGACUUCGGCGGAGGCUUGAGCCGCUGGCUUUCGCCCUUCAUCGAGCGCUACGGCCCAGGAAAGGAGCGUGAAGUGACUGCCGAGGGGCCUGAUUCCGAUGGCCGGCCGUCUACACUCAAGUUCAAGCUUCACGAAGACAAGGUCAAAGGCUACGAAGGCCCCUGUGAUCACGACGCCUGCAUUGAGGUCUGCACCGACUUCGCUGAACGAAUCGUGGGGAACCUGGAGAAGAGGCUGAGUGACUUGGACUCUCUGUCUGGAGUCCGUCUGUUCCUGCCGGAUGAGUGGCCCAAGGGCAAGUCGGAGCGGCACGCACGAUGCGUCGAGUGGCUGAACUCGCUGGUGACGCUGUUCAAGGCGCUCGAGGCAGAAGAGAUACUGCCAGGUGGGAUUCUGUUCUAG